UGUUCAACAAAACUUCGUCCCUAAAGAGCUCAUGGCGUCUGAGGGUCUUUAACAGCCCGUUGGGUUUGGUUCAUUAUUUCAAUACAUUUUGUUAUUGCCCCGUACUAACUGGAAUAGAGCGAUGAAAUCAAGAUAAAUUCAUCUUUCAAACAAGUUCAGAAUGAAGUGUAAUGUUUAAGAGGAGGUCUGUACUCAAAAGUUUCUAACAUGGAAGAAAAUUAUGUACCGUCUCUGUUGGCCUCAUUUUAUCAUUCACUGCCACAUGUGAAUAUUACUUUCCAAUUCGUAAACAGUACCUUUAACCCCAGGAGUGACAUCUACUUGGAGUCACUGGGGGUUGCAGCUAGUGUUCCAGCUGUUUGGCUGCUAUUUACUCUCUUGGUCUUGCUAUCAUAUCUACUUUCUCGUUGUUGCGACAAACAACUUAGACAGGGUAGAAGUCUCUACUGUCACCGAUGGGUUCUCGGUGUGACGGCGUUUAUUUGCAGUGCUACUGUAGCAGUUGGUCUUUACGGAAAUGACGAUGUCCACAAUGCUUCUGUACGUUUCAGCUCUACGUUACGCGCAGUUCAGCACAAUAUUGAUGCUGUCAGAGAUCAUAGUCAGUCACUAAAAUUGAACUUGGAAACCCAAAGUUUCCCACUAGCGGAUCGCCUAACAGAAGUUGUUGAGGGUAAGCUUCUCGCAAACGUUACCAUCCAACGAUUAGCGACCGAGUUGUUGCAUAGAACCACAGCAAAUAUAAAUCGUUCCACGGACGAUAUGAAUUUGCUGUAUGAACGUCUCGUGCCAACAUCUCCUCUGCCACCAUUCCUCACCAUUUUUGACGCCGUCGAACUGUAUAGAUGGCCGAUUACUAUGGGCCUGCUCAGCGUCUUCAUCUUGCUUUGCUUGAUUUUGAUAUUUGGAGUCGUUCGCCGCAUCCGUUGUCUACUUGUCAUGUUUGCAGUUUUUGGCUUGCUCAUGAUAAUCAUAAGCUGGUGCACAGCUUCAAUCUACAUAGCGUUGGCUAUGGCUAUGGGGGAUGCAUGUGUUGAUCCCGCUGGUGUUGUUGAACGUCUUGUUGCUAAUCAGUAUGGCGCAGACAUUGCCGAUUACUACAUGCGUUGCCCGAUUGAUGGUGUUGUCAAAGAAAGUGGUCCCUUGAACACGUUUGUGCGCCAGGCUCGUUUAAAUAUCGAGAAGAGCGAACAGUUAGUUGCCGAGUUUGCUGUGCUCGCCGAAAUGCACUAUUCGCCAAAAGACGUACAACCUUCGCUUGACAAGCUUACCCGUUCGUUGAAAACAGCAACCCAAAACUUGGCAACUCUUGCCGGAUUAGUAGAUUGCGCCCCGAUACACCGCCGGUACUUGGAUAUACUCGACGUUACUUGCCGCAAAGCUUUAUUUGGACUGACGUUCAUGCUUGGAAGCGCAGUUGGCGCUGGUUUGUUGUUUACCAUUUUGGUGUGGGUGGAUUCUCAUGUUUGGAUUUAUUUAAGAAAACGAAAGGGUUAUUUGCAAGUAGCCGAAGCAGAUCCGUUCCUCCCCCUAUCAAGUAGUGCUGGCAGUAGCAGUCGUGGGGCUCAGGGUGGUAGCUUAAGUCGACCGUCAUUGAAUCCUCCACAGACAUACUCAUCGGCCGGAACAUAUCCCGGCCGUCACGCACAUUAUCGUCAUACACACACGCCACCUCAAACGCCGCCCUUCCCUGGAACCAUGAAUGGACGUGGAAGUCAUAAUCGUCACGAGCAAGCUUCAGCUCCACCACUUCUGUUGGGUCCUAACAAUGGCCAGUAUCCCACGUUGAGCAAGUCAUGCAAAACGCUCGAGUCGUCCGAUUUCUACUAAUUGUGUAGUAUGUAGUGCAGCUAAGGGCCUUUGCAAAAAAAAAGUGGUUACCUUUGGGGAAAGGUAAAUUAUACAUAUAUUUUUUUUAAUUAUUAUUAUCAUUCAUCAAGUCAUUGGGAGAUAAACGGCUGAUAUAGAAGCCACAUUUCUUGUUAGGGUAAACUAAAACCACUAGAUUUGGGAUUUGCAGAUAAAACGGGAGGGGAAGGGCAACCCCUAUUUAAUACCGACAAUUUUUUUUUCUCGUAAGUUUCCAGCCCUAUUACUUGGAUAUAUCACUAAAAUCUGUAAGCGCAGCCAUGUCUACUAUGUACGAAACUAAGUGUUUUUAUUCAAUAGCGCAAACUAAUUAUGUCGAAUUUCCCGAUACUUUUUGACGAUGGAGAUUGUAUGUGUUUUUUUUAAUCAUCAUUCGGAAAUGAUUAGCAUUCACUCGAUUUUUAAAUGGUGGUCGUUACAUAGUGUGCACGAGUAGUGAGAGUCGAAUUCGAACGGAAAAGUAUUUCUAUGCGACGUUUUUUGAAAGAUGUAAACACCGCCAUUUCCCUUUUCCAAUAAUUUUGUUUCGUAUGUCGAGAAGGUGGGAUGCCAAUUCCUUGAUAGGUUCCUUAUUUUUUCUCGUUCGCUAAUUUUACUUUAUACCUUUUCCUCACCAACUCUCAUACGAUUUAAUGUUUUUUUUUUUUUUCUGGAGGAAUGAUUUCCUAUCGCACUGUAUUGGUUAUCUCUUAACCUCCCUGAGUCUCAGUGACUUCAUUUCUACUGUAUGUACAUCGGCUACAAUACACGUCGUUUGGUCAUGAUAA
This is a messenger RNA of Daphnia pulicaria, 2636 nucleotides long. RefSeq names its product protein tweety-2-like. Gene Ontology annotation, molecular function: volume-sensitive chloride channel activity; intracellularly calcium-gated chloride channel activity. Gene Ontology annotation, cellular component: plasma membrane. Lineage: Eukaryota; Metazoa; Arthropoda; Branchiopoda; Diplostraca; Daphniidae. The transcript has 12 exons. The record is from RefSeq and is a predicted model, not a curated record. The coding region runs from base 208 to 1830 and encodes 540 amino acids.